Molecule: messenger RNA, 1637 nt
Organism: Malus domestica (apple)
Lineage: Eukaryota; Viridiplantae; Streptophyta; Magnoliopsida; Rosales; Rosaceae
Molecular function (GO): phosphatidic acid binding
Source: RefSeq, a predicted model, not a curated record
AUCCCCGAGAUCUCGCUCCCUCGUCAAUUUUAACAGUCGCAUUUCCAAGAUCUAAACGAUGCCGUACUACACGCACGCCGGGGAUGAAGCCACUGACUUCGAUGAGUACGAUCCGACGCCCUACGGCGGGGGAUACGACAUUUACCUGACCUUCGGCCGCCCUCUCGACCCGUCCGAUGAGACCUGCUACCCCAACUCAUCGCCGUCUGAUGAUUUCGAUUACGAGCGCCCCCAGUUCUCGUCGUACUCCGAGCCCUCCGCCUACGCCGACGAGGCUCUCGAAGACGAGUACACACACUACGCCCGACCCGCGCACCGACCCGGACCAGCUGUCGGGUUCAAUCCUGGCGGGGGACAUCCAGAGGGAGAGUACGAAGGCAGGCCCCAGCCGGCAUAUGGGUUCCAGCCUGGUGGGGAGGAGAGACCCGAGUUCGGAUCCGAGAGGCCUGAAUCGGGUUAUGGUCGGAAGCCCGAGUAUGGACAAUCCGGUUCGGAAUACGGGUCUGGGUAUCAACGAAGGCCCGAAGCUGAUGAGCCCAGCUCCGAAUAUACUGGUUACGGUCGGAAGCCAGAACACGAGGAGCCCGAAUCGGAGUAUGGAUCUGGGCACGGGCGAAAGCCCGAGUAUAAGGCACCCGAACCCGAGUAUGGAUCUGGGUACGGGAGAAAGCCCGAGUACGAGGCACCCGAGUCCGAAUAUGGAUCUGGGUACGGGCGAAAGCCCGAGUUUGAGGCACCGCCAGCUGAAUUCGGAUCUGGGUAUGGUCGGAAGCCGAGCUACGGUGAGGAAUCUGGUUAUGGCGAAGAGCCACCGAGAAAGCCGAGCUAUGGUGAGGAGGGUAGUUAUGGCGAAGAGCCGCCGAGAAGGCCAAGCUAUGGGCGGCCGAGCUAUGAGACGCCAGAAAGCGAGGAGAGGCCGAGCUAUGGGAGUUCUGAGUUUGAGAGGCCAGGUCACGGCGAAGAGCCGCCGAGGAGGACCGGCUAUGGAGAUGAGCCGCCACCGCCUAGGAGGACCGGCUAUGGAGAUGAGCCGCCACCGCCGAGGAGGACUGGCUAUGGAGAUGAGCCGCCACCGCCGAGGAGGACCGGGUAUGGAGAUGAGCCGCCACCGCCGAGGAUGACCGGUUAUGGAGAUGAGCCACCACCGCCGAGGAUGACCGGUUAUGGAGAUGAGCCGCCACCCCCGAGGCCUAGCUAUGAGAGGCCCAGCUAUGAGGGCCAGGAAAGUGGGGAGUACGAGAAGCCCAGUUAUGGGAGGAGCGAGGAGCAGAAGUACGGUGAAGAAGGCUAUGGUCGCAAGAAAUAUGGAAAUGACGACUCAGAUGACGAUGAGGAGAAAAAGCAGCGCCGCCACAAGCACCACCAUCGCAAGAGCUAUGACGAUGAGUGAUCAUAAUACUUACCGCCUUAUUAACGGGAGAUCCAUGCCGUGCUUUAGCUACUAAAUAAAAGGGUUUAGGCAUGUUUUCCUUUGAAUGGUAUGGUGUUGUGUUACAUGUUUGAGUGUGUGUUCUAAACGCUAAACGGAGGCUAUCCGAAUUCAAGCGUGUGGUCGUGUGUGCAUCGUUGCUCCUAAAUAAACUUACUUAAAACUGGAUUGGAUUGUGUUUAGUCCAUUAAUUCAUGUGUUAAGCUUA